Messenger RNA from Ahaetulla prasina, 774 nucleotides. Its product is annotated as thioredoxin domain-containing protein 6-like. Bases 1 to 390 code for a protein of 129 amino acids. Lineage: Eukaryota; Metazoa; Chordata; Lepidosauria; Squamata; Colubridae. The transcript has 5 exons. The record is from RefSeq and is a predicted model, not a curated record.
AUGAAGCCCUCCCUAAACAAGAAGAAAGUGCUACUGUUGGAGAAGGGAUGGAAGAAGACAGUGAGAACGAAGAAGCAGGCUGAGGUAGAUUCAAUUGAUGCUCUAGAGAAAUAUCGUGGAAAAUGUGAGCCAACAUUUCUGUUUUAUGGUGGGGGAGAAUUGGUAGCUGUUGUAAGAGGAGCAAAUGCACCAUUGUUGCAGAAAACCAUUUUGGAACAGCUACAAGCAGAAAAGAGAGUCUUGGAUCAUGGAGCAGAGCGAGUGGUGAUUCAUGAUGAAGCCCUCCCUAAACAAGAAGAAAGUGCUACUGUUGGAGAAGGGAUGGAAGAAGACAGUGAGAACGAAGAAGCAGACAACCUGGAUCAGAGAUUUUCAGCAGAAGUGAAUUGAUGGUGCAGUUUUGCAGAUCUAAUAGAAUCCAGUAAUGACUCACAUUUAUUUUGUAGAACAAAAUUGUUAGAACUAAUCUCGUAGCAGCUUGGCUUUAUCAGUGGAACUAAAUUUUAAACUAAUUUUCUAGCAUUAUUCUCACAGGGUCUAAAAUAUUGGUCAAAAUAUAAAUUUACAAUAUUUAACUAUCAUAAUAGUUUGGAAGUCCUUGGUGCUCUCUGUACUUGGUUGUUUGCUUGCAGACAUUUUAUUACUCAAUUAAGUAACAUCAUCAGUACUAGUAAGUAUGGAAUUUGUAAUACUACAUUACUAACCAGAGCAUAUAAAACAUUUGCUAGACCAAUUCUUGAAUACAGCUCGACUGUCUGGAACCCAUACCACAUU